CUCCAAACCAAAUAGAGUUGCAUCAAAUGAAAUGAAGUGUGUUUUAGUCACAUUAAUGAGCAUUUUCCUUUGUGUGUUUGUCCAGAAGUCCCACAGCKACAUGUCUGGAAGGAGGAUGGGACUCCCACUGACCAGCAGCUCUGUAACCAGAAGAGUAACUCCAGUUUGGACCAGGACGAAUCAGAACCACCACAGAAAGAACCAGAAAGUGUGGAGAUGAAGGAGGAGCAGGAGACUGAUGCGUUUCUGGUAACUCCUGCUUGUAACGAAAGACACCUCUGGGAACUAGAACCAAACAGGAAGCAGCUCCUCUCUCAGAACUCUGCUGAAGCUGAGAACCAAGUUCAGGAAGGAAGCAGGACCGGAGAUCCAGGAUCCUGCAGAGAUGAAGAUCUGAGACUAAAUGAGACAAGUCCACAAGCCAGAGGUCUCAGUGAUGAUGUGGACCACCAAAACCAACUUGGAGAGCAAAAGAAACCUUUUCUGUGUUUGACCUGUGGGAAAACGUUUAGUGUGAAACAUAAUUUAUUUGUUCACAUGAGAACUCAUACAGGAGAGAAGCCCUUCUCAUGUCAGACCUGUGGGAAAAGUUUUAAUUACAAAAGUGUUUUGAUUACUCACACGAGGACUCACACAGGUGAGAAGCCCUUCUCGUGUCAGACCUGUGGGAAAAGUUUUAACAAAAAGAAUUAUUUAAUCAGACACAUGAGAACUCACUCCGGGGAAAAGCCCUUCUCGUGUCAGAGCUGUGGAAAAAGUUACAGCGAUGGGCAAAGCUUUAAGAGCCACAUGACAUCUCACACAGGCGAGAAGCCCUUCUCAUGCGAGACCUGCGGGAAAAGUUACAGCGAAAAGAAAAGUUUGAAAUAUCACAUGAGAAGUCACACGGGCGAGAGGCCGUUCUCUUGUCAGACCUGUGGGAAAGGUUUCAGCCAGAAGUUUGAUUUAAUCAGACACAUGAAAACUCACACAGGUGAGAAGCCUUUCUCCUGUCAGACCUGUGGAAAAAGUUUUAAUCAGAAGUUUGAUUUAAUCAGACACACGAGGACUCACACGGGUGAGAAGCCUUUCUCCUGUCAGACCUGUGGAAAAACCUACAGCGACAGAAAAAGUUUUAAAAACCACAUGACGACUCACUGACUGAAAGCCUUUUACAUGUCAACGAGUGGAAAACGUUACAGUAAAAAAACACCACAUGAGAACUCAGGUGAAAGACCUCUCACAUGUCAGACCUGAGGAGAGAGUUUUAAUCAAUAACURUUGUAAGUUUUUCAGACUUUCGGUUAGUUAAAACCAGUGGUGGGCACAAGCCCGCUAAAGCGCAAAUCCGCUAAUUGCGGACAUAAAUAUUUCGUUUGUGCUUUUGCYGACUUACUAAAUUUUAAAAUUCARAAGCGGAUUUGCGAUUUCUAAAAUUAAAAUGCAGUACUAGUGGUCAACUGGA
Messenger RNA from Austrofundulus limnaeus, 1444 nucleotides. RefSeq names its product gastrula zinc finger protein XlCGF8.2DB-like. The transcript has a single exon. Gene Ontology annotation, cellular component: nucleus. Gene Ontology annotation, biological process: embryo development; regulation of transcription by RNA polymerase II. Lineage: Eukaryota; Metazoa; Chordata; Actinopteri; Cyprinodontiformes; Rivulidae. Gene Ontology annotation, molecular function: RNA polymerase II transcription regulatory region sequence-specific DNA binding; DNA-binding transcription factor activity, RNA polymerase II-specific. The record is from RefSeq and is a predicted model, not a curated record. The coding region runs from base 217 to 1140 and encodes 307 amino acids.